CCGUAACAACUACAUUUGCAUUUGUAACUUCACGUCUGAGAGAGAUGGGCUGCUAGAUUUUCGGUAAUUUUGAUCUAGAUCUACUAGGAAUAGGGAUCUGUCAACUGCAUCACUAGGACGAAUAGGAGACGAGUCUUAAGUUAUAAAGCCAGACGAGGAUGGAUUCUAUCUUCCAUGAAAAGCAAGAGGGCUCUCUAUGUGCCCAACAUUGUCUGAAUUCAUUAUUACAAGGUUCAUAUUUCAGUGCAGUAGAUCUUGCUACCAUUGCCCAGGAGCUUGAUGAUGUUGAAGGGGCUCACAUGGCUGAAGGAGGAGUAGACUCAGUGGAAUACCUCAGGUUUCAAGAACAACCAUCUUCAAAUAUGGAUGAUAGUGGUUUCUUUUCUGUGCAAGUCAUCAGCAAGGCUCUAUCUGUUUGGGGAUUGGUCAGUAUUCCUAUCGGUAGUUCAGAGGCUGGUUCCGCUUCAGUUUUUCCUGAGAGAGAAUGUGCCUUCAUAUGUAAUUUCCGGGAGCACUGGCUGACUAUUAGAAAGCUUGGGGACCAGUGGUUUAAUCUAAAUUCUCUGUUGACGGGUCCAGAGCUUAUAUCACAUACAUAUUUAAGCAUGUUCCUUGCGCAGCUUCAGAAGGAGGGGUAUUCUAUAUUUGUGAUCCGUGGUAGUCUACCAGAAUGUGAAGCAGACCAGCUGUUACGCCUGAUACCUGCCGUUCAGACUCAGCCACCAAAGCUUCUCUCGGACCUUGUCCAGUCAUCAAACCAGAGGGUUUCCACCGGUGCAGGGGUGACCCAGGAUGACCUCCAGAGGGCGCUUAACGAAAGCAGGAAUUUAAUAUCCGGUGACAAAGCAGAGGAUGAUCUGCAAGCUGCUAUUCAACUGAGUCUUCAAGGUACAGAGAAACAAGUUCCUGAAGCAAGCAAACCUGUCGAUGUUGAUGAAGUGAGGAGGAGGAGAGAAGCUUUUUUUAACAGACAAGCCCAAGGUCCAACGCAAUCAUCAGGUGAAAGCAACCAGUCCUCAUCCUCAGAAGUGCCUUUGCCACCUGGGAAUAGAACAGCCAAAGACAGACUUGAAAGCAAUACUAACAACUCAGCUCAGACAUCUAGCCCAUCCUGUAAAGCCGUUGCCGAACAGGAAACCGGAGAGAUGGACAGUGAUAUGACCGAAUCCGCUAUGCUUGAAGCUGCAAUCAAAAUGUCGAUAGAAUCUGUGGAACAGAAAACGUGAGAAGCAUUGAAGCAGCUGUGUCAGGAAUUUGAUUAAUCUUGUUGUGAUGUUACUUAAAAUGACUGAAAAUUCAGAUGUCAGCAGUAGAAGCAGGUAGAGGCCAGAUCAUACAAACCAUAUUGUGAUGGAUAAUCCUGCCAGGAAAUUGAGUUGGUCGUGUACAUGUAUUUUCUGUGUCACAAUUUGACGAUGAUAUGAUUUUAGUCAUUAUGUAGGAAGUUAUCAUUAUUGCUGACUGGAAAUGGAAAGAUGUUGACACAGAGGUGUGUGAAUCAGAGGAUAAUUCGCCUAAAUAUUUUCUUUCAUUUAUCCAAGUUGAUCGAUCUCCCCUAAAAUUUACAAAUAGCUAUAAAGAAGAAAGGUAAUUUUUUUUCAGGGGGCUAUUUGAUUUAUUUCAAGGGUUUCUUUUUUUGUGCAGUGCACAAUUAUCAUUCUGCUGUAGUAUGUAGAAUAUUGAUUUUCUCACUAUUAUUGAAUAUUAUGUGUGGGAGAUC
This is a messenger RNA of Lytechinus variegatus (green sea urchin), 1720 nucleotides long. RefSeq names its product ataxin-3-like. The transcript is spliced from 8 exons. Bases 159 to 1226 code for a protein of 355 amino acids. NCBI's taxonomy places the organism in Eukaryota, Metazoa, Echinodermata, Echinoidea, Temnopleuroida, Toxopneustidae. Gene Ontology annotation, biological process: protein deubiquitination. The record is from RefSeq and is a predicted model, not a curated record. Gene Ontology annotation, molecular function: cysteine-type deubiquitinase activity. Gene Ontology annotation, cellular component: nucleus.